GAGAAACAAAAGGGCCGCGAGCGAUCCUAACCUCUGCGCGACAGUCGUCCGCGGGAUGAGGCCGCGCCGGGGCUUCACGAAGGCCGAGCUCGUGGCCGCGCUGAGCGAGCUGCACGGGCUGCAGCCGAGCCGGCGCUUCCGUCGGCAGGUCGCGCUGGCCCUGCGCCGCGGGCUCGACUACGGCAUCCUCGCCAAGAGCGGCAACGAGUACAGGUUCGACCCGGUGGAGGGCUCCGCGCGGCGAACGAGGCAACGCAGGCGCAAGGAGGCUCGGCCGGGCGUGCCGAGGCCCACCGUCCCGCCGCCGCCGGACUUGAGGCCCAAGCCGCGCGACCUGACCCGCGAGCCCUUCAGAGUCAUCCGGCAUCGGCGGCCGGGCCCGAGGAGGUAGCGAGGAGCCCGGCUAGCGGCGCACUGGAGUAUGACGGUGUCUGCUCGUCCGACGGCAGCGGCUACGGAAGUGCAGCGUAAUGCUCGACAGGCCUGAAGAUCGAUGUACGCCGAGCCAAACCUGUGCACCGCCAAGUUGAACGAACGCCGCGCCUUCUUCUAAUCCCGAAAUCCUCGCGAGUCCGCAUUUAUUAUUCCGCCACGAUUCCAGCUCCAGAAACGGCAAGAAAUUGCAAGAAAAGGCCCAAGGAAACGUAUACGAUCGCACGCGUGCACAGGUACGGACGAAUGAGAGCUGAAUUGAUCGUAUAAAGUACGACGCCGAUGCUGGCCUGGCGUGUUUGAACAGCAGCAGCAGCAGCUAUAACGAUGGAACAAAACGCUCCUAAUGCUGCAGACAUAAGUAUACUUUUUCCUCGACAGUUGAGUUUUUUUUUUCGGCGUUGGGCUCUCCGACGUUCCAACGUCGCAUAUUGUAAUGCAGUAUAUGUGUACGUUUUCGUACGGUCGGAUGCGUGCGCGCAUAUAAUAUAUUAUGUACUUACACUCGCUGCCGUGUAUAUAUGAACGAAAAGCUGCAAUGUAUAUGUACUCGGGAAAUAUUUGGAUACGCGAUAAACCGUAGCUCAAUCGGC
Molecule: messenger RNA, 1025 nt
Organism: Nasonia vitripennis (jewel wasp)
Lineage: Eukaryota; Metazoa; Arthropoda; Insecta; Hymenoptera; Pteromalidae
Exons: 3
Coding region: 56-391 (111 amino acids)
Source: RefSeq, a predicted model, not a curated record